AUGGAAAGACGGGUUUUGAUCGCCGCGGCUCUCGCAGCUCUCCUCUGUCUAGCGCCCUUCGCGCCGCGUGUUGCGGAGGCGGCAGUUGCGCGUCCGACAAAGGCGCAGCUGAAGGCGGAGCUGGGGAAGCUGGCGGACAGCGUGGCGAAGAAAUACCCGCAGUACUCGAGUUACACAAAGACGGUCAAAAAAUAUAUUGGUCUCGCGUUAAAUUCCAAGUAUGACCUAUCAGCGCUCGCCAACGCGACCAUCCUCAUCCCCACUAACACCGAGGCGGAAGCCCUCCUUAAGAAGCUCCCCUUUAAGGCGGCCAACAUCCCUAAAAUCUACAACAUCACCGCCUUCCACAUCUUACGCAUAAAACGCUUUCUGCCGCAGUUCAAAGCGCUGAAGCCAGGGCAGGCCGUGGGUACUCAAUUGAAGCAGGCUCUUUACAAGAUGAAUCCGUUAAACGGAGCAAGAGUGUCUUUUGGGAAGGCGAGAACUGCACCAGCAGCUGCAUGGACUACGAUUCUGACUCCAAGGAUUUAUACUGGGCCGUAUUUUGUCGCGCAUGGCGUGAACAAAAUAUUGAUCCCGUCUGGCACCAGGGUGUGA
Messenger RNA from Closterium sp. NIES-65, 597 nucleotides. Lineage: Eukaryota; Viridiplantae; Streptophyta; Zygnematophyceae; Desmidiales; Closteriaceae. The record is from the annotation of a GenBank genome assembly.